Molecule: messenger RNA, 1537 nt
Organism: Phytomonas sp. Hart1
Lineage: Eukaryota; Euglenozoa; Kinetoplastea; Trypanosomatida; Trypanosomatidae
Source: the annotation of a GenBank genome assembly
AUGCAUGAAUUUAUACGAUUAAAAAACGUGAAGCUUUCACCUACAUCAACUAAACAGACUGAUCAAGAUGCAAGUAAAAUGAAUAGCGAUGAUGAAGAUAAUGCUCCCGAAAUGGGCAUGUUCAACGCGGAAGACAGUACUAUGGACAAUAUGGAGAACCAAGAUGCGGAAAUGUUUGAAAAUGAACUUACAGAAGAUCUUGACUGUGAAAUGGAGAGUUCAAAUAUUACUAUUCCUAUUUUGCCAACUAAGGCUGGUAUGAAUUCUAUAACAUUUCUUGACUUAUCCAGUUGUGGUAUCAGCAGCACCGGGCUCGGGGAUAUCGCCUCUUCUUUGGAGCAGAAUAAGGUAUUGACAACUUUAAUUUUGCGUAACAACGCAAUUGACAAGCCACUACGUCGGUCUACUCAGAUAGUUACACAUACCGACACCCUGAAUGCUUCAGCUGAGGUCAGUAAUUCAUCAAUAGCAUCAGGCUUUUUGACCUUUGCAAAUAUGCUACGAAUCAAUCAAACCUUGAAGAAUAUCGAUCUUGGUCACUGUCAAUUGCAACGUAAAAGCAUCAUUUGCCUGGCAGGUGCUCUUAAAGAAAACAAAGUACUUUCUGCAUUAAAUCUUGAGGGUAAUCCCAAGGCAUUUUCAUGGAGUACUGGGACACAGGAAAACUCUUUACUCACUUUACUAUGCUCGAUUGAACAGUCCUACUCCUUGAAUAUUUUGAAUCUUAGCAAUAACGACUUAGAAGAAUCAUUAUCUGGAGAGGAAAUUUACGCACUUGCCAACAUUAUCACAAGGCUCACUACUUUGCAUUUAUGCAAUGUUGGACUAAAUGGCGAUCAUAUAAUGAGAUUGAUUGCUGCCAUUGGUGACCGUUCGUGUGCUCUGUGUGUGCUUAAGUUGGCGCGUAAUCGUUUUGUGAGUGAGGAUGGUCAACAUAUUGGCGCUUUUCUAAAUUUGUGCAAUAAUAUAAAGGAGUUAAACUUGGAUGGAAACACCAAACUGGACUCUGACGGCUUGUUUUCCGUGCUCGCAUCACUGCCCAAUUGCAGUCUUUCCUGGUUAAGUUGCAAUGGAACGGCGGUGGUGGCAGCCAGUGCCAUCCCUUCCUUUGUUAUGCAACAUUUGACCUACCUUAGUUUGUCUGACAUUGAGGUGAAGAGUUCUAACGACCUUGCAUCGUGGGUCAGUCUACUCUCCGAGUGUGGCGGUAAAAUUCGCUUUUUAUCACUAUGGAGUCGACAUCUUGACAUGCUGUUAAGCCUUGAUACCCUAAAAGAGAUGGUUAAAGCUAUGCACUCACUUCUCUAUGGGGAUUUCGGUGUCUUGCUUCGUUUUGAUGUCAUGGAAGACCAAUUCCAUGCUCUGGAGGAGAUGGAGAAUUUAUUUUCUUCAAGACGAGCCGUAUCAAUGGCCACAAAACUGUAAUAUAAACUUAUUUAGAGCUUUGAUGUAUAUUUAUUUCGGUUGAUGUAAUUAUUUCUUCAUUUAUGGUAUUAUUUGCUUGAUACAACGCUGCUGUUAUCGUUAUUUUAUUCUA